ACUUUGACCUACAUUCUUCAAACCAGGUGACCCAGUUUCAAGGAGCCAGUGCUGGUGGUGGUAGUAGUGGUAGCGGUGGCGGUGGUAGUAGCGUGGCCGGCGACGACGACGACGAAGAUGAUGAUGGUAUACUUGGAGAUGAUCACGUGAUAGCUCCAUUCCAAUCUUCUUCCUCCUCCUCUUCUUCUUCAUCGGCAGUAGCAGCUGGCAAGCAGCAGCUACAGCAGCAGCAACAAUCAUCAUCAUCCCUAACGCAGCAGCAACAACAACAACAAUCUCAACAAUCAUCAUCAUCAUCUCAACAACAGACAUCAUCAUCAUCACCACCACCGCAGCAGCAAAUUUUUGGCGGGAACAAACAAGCGACAGCCAUCGUGAUGUUGGGAGUGGUCGGAGCAGAGUUUGGCGCCAAUUUGGGAAAUGGUGGUAGUGGUGGUGGUGGUUAUGGUGGCAGCAGUGGCCGAGAGUCGCAACAGGCUGUGGCUGAUGGGUUCAGUGUCGUCAACCAUGAGCACGCUAGGAAUACUAGCAAAGCUCUGGCCUACUUAUUAUUCCAACAGCCGACCAAUCAGACCAAGUAUUCUUUGAUAAGAAGAGCGUCCGUGGAUUUGAUUGGUCGAGGAUUUGUGGUCUGGCAGCCAUAUUUGGACGUAUCGAACGUUCUGAUUGGUCUACUGGAAUUGUGCAUCGAUGCUGAUAGGCUGGUUCCUAGCAUGACCUUUGGACUGCCCUUGACCCCAAGGGCAGACGCUUGCAGGACGGCCAGACACGCCCUCUCUUUGAUCGCGACCGCACGACCUUCAACUUACGUCAUCACCAUGGCUAAAGAAGUCGCCAGGUACAACGCGAUGAUUCAGAACGCGCAGAGCCAGACCUACCAACAUUCAUUGCACGCCUAUGUUCUCGUCAAGUCAAAACCGGAGAUUCUCAGAGUCCUACAACAACUGGUCGAGAAGAUGGCAGUUGAGUUGAUGGAGUUGUUGUCUGAGCUGACAGACGUGAUGAUUCACUGUCUAGACAUGAAUCAGAUCAAGACGUCUGGCUUGCAGGAAAUAUUUCCGGGAUACUGCAAGAAGUUUCCGAUGGUCAGCUACUGCCAUUCAACGAGACGGAUCGUCGUGGGAACCAGGAAUGGGAAUCUUCUCUUCUAUGAUCUUAAGCAAGGAAAAUGCCAGUCAAUCGCGGCUCACAGGGGUCAGAUACUUGGAGUGGGUUUUUCCGCGGACGGGAAAUUUCUAGCCUCCAUUGCUCUCGCCGAUAUGAAAGUCUACAUUUGGCAGGUUGGUGAUGAUUGUGAUGAUGACGGUGAUGAUGAUGAUGGGGACAUGGAUUUUGAUUGA
Helobdella robusta is the source of this 1340-nucleotide messenger RNA. RefSeq lists its product as hypothetical. Gene Ontology annotation, cellular component: cytoplasm. The transcript has 7 exons. The coding region runs from base 378 to 1340 and encodes 320 amino acids. The record is from RefSeq and is a predicted model, not a curated record. Gene Ontology annotation, molecular function: protein binding. NCBI's taxonomy places the organism in Eukaryota, Metazoa, Annelida, Clitellata, Rhynchobdellida, Glossiphoniidae.